CACAUGUCUCUGUAUUGUGUUAUUAUUGUUAUUUAGUUUCUUUAAUAGAAUGAGACAGAUGCUUCGCAAUUAAAUUACAGAAGAUGAAAAAAGGCUCUGAAGGUCCUCCUGGGCCUGACCCUGACCCAUCAGGACCCUCUGAUGUCUCAAGACCAGGACCUGCUCCAGGCCCAUCUCAGGAGGAACCCUCUUUCUCUGAGCUACAGGACUACAUCCUGAACCUAUCUGAUGAGGAGUGGAUGGCAUUCGCCAGCAUGCUUCAUACCCCUAUGACCAGGACACACUUCCUGCAAAUAUGUAAGGCGAUCCUUAGAGUGGUCAGCUUCUGCUCCAUCACCAUGGUCUUGCCAGCCUAUGUCUGCUUGACCAAGCAUGCUGAAAUGGCUUUCAGCAGACCUGAAAGUGCCACUAGCUCCGCCUCAUCAUCUGAAAUCACUCCAAAAAGACCAGGGAGUCAGAUGUUCCUCAAGCUGAAAAGUGCUCUUGGAAGUCUGCAGAAAUCUGUGGCAUGGCAGAAGGCAUCUCGCUCAGCCGAUGCACCUGCUCAGUGGCAAAUGGUAGCAGAACAUGGAAGUGAAUCCCAUGACCUGACCUGUAUGGCAAAGACCCUGGAAAGGCUCCUUUCCACCGACAAUAUCGACAACAUUGCCAAGGGCCUUGUGGAUCAAAUUCAGGCUGUUCGGCAGGACAGGAGCCCAACUCUGGAUGGAAAAAGUAGCCCUGGGUCUGACAGUCUUAAGGCCGCUCCCCAGAGGGCCACUCAGGUAGUGUACUCUUUCACUGAGCAGGCCAUCAAGGGAUUGCUGCAGCCCUUCCUUCUCCCUCUGAUGGAAUGGAAUGCCGGUCGAGAUGUUGCCAUGUCCGGAAUCUCAGUUUCAGGGAUUGGAAGCACACCAGCAGAAAAAUCCCUUCUUGGACAAGAGAAGCCUGACUGCAGCUGUCUGGUAGCCAGGUUAAUGCAAGCACUGCCCAGCGUGCCCCAUCAGCAAACAUCACAUUUUACAACGUUUGCGAGAUCAAGCUCUUCAACCGAAGUUGCAAAUGUCUUCUCCCAGCUCAUGACCUCCCAGGUCAUUGACAUGAUCGACUCAGAGAUGGCAAAACAUCUUGAUCAGAAGAUGACGGAAGAUGAAGCUUUGGAUGAAGCAAGGAUCCUGUCAACAACACCUGACAAAGAUGAGCCUGUGCUUGGCAAACUCCUUACCUCUAGCCCUGAUGUCCAAGGUGGUUUGAUGUCAAGGCUCCUCAAAAGGUUCCUCUCAGAGUUCAAAUCGAAUGAUUUGCCUGUCCUUGAUGCAGUUGAUGAUGUCCCAGCCUCGGCAUCCAUCAGUGAGAAGACUCAGUCCGCAUCCGCCAAACUUGAAGAUGUGCUAGGGCUCUUCACAAGUGUGAUGGUUCACAAAGUGUUAGAGCUCCUUGAUGCCGACUUGGAAGUUAAGGGCGGUGACCUUGACCUGGAUGAGAGAGUUUUUGACACAGACCCAAGACCUCAGAGUGCACAUAGCAUUCCUUUGAGCUCUACACCUCCUUCCAUGCCACACUCAGAUUCCACAAUCCCUGACAUAUACAAGUAUGUGACUGCUCGUGACAAACAGUUCAUCUCUGCUGCGUGCAAGCAUCCUGGAGACACCAAUGACAAUGGCUGUUUGGUCACAGCACUGGUGCUGCGUCUGUUGACCAAGAUGACUGUCACUACAGAUGCUAAAACGGACACCCAGAAGCUGCUGGAACAACUCUUGCUCGAGUUUACCAACGCGUCAGGCACUCUGGACUUCAGCGUGUAUCAGAGCAAUGCCAAACUGAAGGCGCUGUACCACACCCUGAAUACACUCCUGCUGAGGAACUUUGGAUCACAGGGCAUCCUGCAGAGACCAGUGGAUGCAAAGGACUCCUCAUUCGAUGACCUACUGCUGUCAGCUUUGAGCAAGGAGCUGCUGAAACAAUGUGAUGCAAAAGUCACGGCUGCCACAUCAGCCCCAGGUGCCCCACCCCCUCCUGAGCCUCAGGCAGGAAGCACAGGCAGCAAAACACACAAGAGGUGGUUCAGCUUCAAGAUUCCAAAGAGACACAGCAAGACAAAAGUGUCUCCCUCUGGCGCCAUUUCUCCUGACACCAAUCAGAGCAAUAACGCUGAUGCGGCUGUGCCUGUCCAGAAGGCUCGUAAACGCUCGAUGUUCAUCAGAUUGUUCGCGUGUUGCUUCAAAGGCUCAGAGGAAUCCUGAACCCCCUUCCCUUCUGCCAAACUUCCCCAAACUCCCUCUGUAUCCCCCAUUUUCCCAUAAACUCCAUAUCCCCCCAUAUCCACACACACACAUGCUCACAAACACGCGAAGACAAUAAAAACAGUUAAAAAAAAUAAAAUAAAAU
Molecule: messenger RNA, 2367 nt
Organism: Engraulis encrasicolus (European anchovy)
Lineage: Eukaryota; Metazoa; Chordata; Actinopteri; Clupeiformes; Engraulidae
Exons: 6
Coding region: 84-2222 (712 amino acids)
Source: RefSeq, a predicted model, not a curated record